UACAGUUAAAAUUUAGCUACAUCCGCUUGUUUAACAACCGUGAUGUAAACAAUUUUUUAACCCAAUUUGUAAAAACAAAAAAUGAGCAAUUGAAUUCCAAAUUUGUGAAUUCAAAACCGUAAAAUAACAUUUCAAUACAAACAUGCACUUUAAAUAUUUGUGUCGUAACCUCAAAAGUAGUAACAGCGAGAUAGUUUCAAUUAUUUGCUUGUUAUUAUAGAAAACGCGAGCUCAUGUUCUCUCAAAUAAUGAACUAGCUUUGUUUUAAAUUUUAUAUUACUAUAUUUAGUUUUUAAUUUAGUACAUAAUUUCUCUAUGAAAAGUAUUUAAAAUAUUAUUACAUAAAUAUGGAAAAACCAAGAUGUGUUAAAAGAAAUUUUACUUAUCCUACAUCCAAAAAAGUUGGAUCAAAUACCAGUAACAUUCUUAUAUCACUGAUGAAAGAAGUGAAUUUAAACCAAAGACUGCAAAAUGAAGUUCUUAGUUGUGUUAAUGCGAGCAAACCAAUUCCAUUUGUCCCGAAAGAUCUGAUUAAAUCAAAAAACAUCGUGAAAACUGAAGUUAAAUCGUCUCCCCUAAAGUUGCCACCAAAACCUAUACAGAGAUGUCGAAAACAAAUAGUAGAAUCUGGAAGUUAUAAUGUUGAAAAAUACCGACCAAAUCCAUCUAAAACGCGACCACCUCAAGAAAAAGAAAGAUUUCAAAAUAUUAUGGCAUUCGGUGAAGACAUUGACAAAGAAAUGAAGCCAGCAUUGAAAGAUAACAUUGAUGAUACCAGAGAUUCUACUGAUUUAUUUGAUGAAAUACUCUUGGAAAUAAAGGAAAGAAAAGAAUUCAUUGAAGACAUGCGAGAACUAGGAUUGGCUAAGAAAUACUUACCUGAAAUUCAGUGUCAAAUAUCAGUGAGACUAAAAGAAUUAGAAAAACUGGAUGAGUUAAGAGCUCAAAAAAUAGCUUCUGAGUUAUAAUCUUUAAAAAGGAUGUAAUCUCUAAAUAUGUAUUAUCUCAACAAGCAAAAAAUUUUAUAUAUCAUGUAAUGCUACUUUGUAUUAUAAUUUAUUUUUAAAUUGAA
This is a messenger RNA of Parasteatoda tepidariorum (common house spider), 1072 nucleotides long. Its product is annotated as UPF0193 protein EVG1. NCBI's taxonomy places the organism in Eukaryota, Metazoa, Arthropoda, Arachnida, Araneae, Theridiidae. The record is from RefSeq and is a predicted model, not a curated record.